Messenger RNA from Mesorhabditis spiculigera, 567 nucleotides. Lineage: Eukaryota; Metazoa; Nematoda; Chromadorea; Rhabditida; Rhabditidae. The record is from the annotation of a GenBank genome assembly.
AUGAAUAUGGCGCCGUUUAUUGUCGUUCAAGCAAACGAUCGAGUCGUGAAAGUUACCGCCAGAAAGGAUGGAACAAUGAACAAGAUGACAUUGCGCAGUGCUUUCCAACUUGAAGCAGACGUCCCGAUCGGAUUGUUCAAAAACGACUUGGCUUUAGCUUGCACAGAUGACGAUGUUUUCGAAUUACAAGAGGGAUGGCAAGGAGCCGAGUUUGAAUUGCGCUGGGAAGAAUCGCGGCGCUCGCGUCGUGUUACACCUACGGAGCAAGGCGCUACAAUUCCCAAGAAACGGAAACUCGAGCCAGAAUCUCAAGAACUCCCUGUAGAUGGUGAUUUGGCGGCUUCGAUUGGACGAUACGCUCUCUACUACAAUAUGGGAUAUUCGAUUCUCCAUGACAAGACGAGCCAUCAAUCGCUUUCCACUGGAAUCAUCGUUAGCGAUGUGACUCGAAGACUGCGAUAUAUCGGAUCAAGCGGCUCAUUCAAAGGAGAUAGCGGUGGCAGUUGUUGGAACGAAAACGGGCAACUGAUGGGAAUGCAAAUUGAAGUACACAAUGCAAAGUCUCGG